This is a messenger RNA of Pristis pectinata (smalltooth sawfish), 1035 nucleotides long. It is a transcript of the gene tmed5, whose product is annotated as transmembrane p24 trafficking protein 5. The record is from RefSeq and is a predicted model, not a curated record. Gene Ontology annotation, biological process: Golgi organization; intracellular protein transport; endoplasmic reticulum to Golgi vesicle-mediated transport. The transcript is spliced from 4 exons. NCBI's taxonomy places the organism in Eukaryota, Metazoa, Chordata, Chondrichthyes, Rhinopristiformes, Pristidae. Bases 50 to 715 code for a protein of 221 amino acids. Gene Ontology annotation, cellular component: Golgi apparatus; COPII-coated ER to Golgi transport vesicle; endoplasmic reticulum-Golgi intermediate compartment.
CCCCCCCCACCUCCCCGCACGGCCGGCCCCCGGCCGCCCGCCGCCCGCGAUGGGUGCGAUGCUGUGGCUGCACCUCUUCUUCUGCGGUUUGGCGAGAGUCGCGCUCGGUUUCACCCAGUCCUUUGACAGCGAUUUCACUUUCACUCUGCCGGCGGGGCAGAAGGAGUGUUUCUACCAAACUAUGAAGAAAGAUGCCACCUUGGAGAUUGAGUAUCAGGUGAUUGAUGGGGCAGGAUUAGAUGUGGAUUUCUACAUUUCCUCUCCAAAUGGAAACAUUCUGUAUUUUGAUAAGAGAAAAUCUGAUGGAGUGCACAGUAUCGAAACUGAGAAUGGAGACUACAUGUUUUGUUUCGACAACUCAUUUAGUUCUAUAUCAGAGAAGAUAGUGUUCUUUGAGCUUAUUCUAGACAACAUGGAACCUGAGGGUGACUCAGCCAAGUGGAAUGAUUUUCUACCAGGAGGGGAGAUGCUUGAUAUGAAACUGGAAGAUAUUCUAGAAACUAUAAAUAGUGUGAAAGGAAGACUUAGUAAAAGCAACCAGAUUCAGGGGCUGCUUCGAGCCUAUGAGGCACGUGAUCGAAACCUCCAAGAAGGCAAUUAUGAUCGGGUGAAUUUCUGGUCAAUGGUGAACCUGGCUGUGAUGCUCAUCGUGUCGUGUCUGCAGGUGUACAUGCUGAAAAAUUUAUUCAAUGACAAGAGAAGAAGCCGAACGUAGUGCCUGAAGAGUGAUUGUUGAUUCACGGGACAAGAUGGCGUCUGCAAGGGCACUGCAUCUAUUAAAAAUCGUGUAUGCAGGGAUUUCCUUUACUGUAGACUUUUAUAUGUUUAAAUAAAAAAACUAAUAUUCUAUAGGGCUGUAACUAAGCAAUGCAAUGGUCAAAAAAGAGAAACGUUGUAAUCUUUGGGAGAAUAAAUGGACACAUCAGAGCUUUAAUAAUAUUGGUGACGUAAACUAAGAGCUUAAUGCCUUAAAAUCACUGCCAAACAAGCUGGUGAUCUCUGCCAGCACACAAAUAAAAUAAUUACUGCUCCUCA